AUGGAACUUCCCGCGCAGGAUGUGGGAGGGCGGUUAUCGCGAUCGCCUGUCUCGUUGCCUGAACAAACGACAAACGCUUUCGAGGCUGGUCGCGUAGGCCCCAAAAAAACAAUCAAAGAAAUCCCUCGACGAAUAUUCGGCCUAUCGAAAUCAGAAGCUACAAAUGCGCGAAGCGAAUUAGAUGAGCUGAAUGCCGAAGCCAUAUCCAUGCCCAGCGUGCCUCUUGCGCAGAGAUGGAACCAACCCAGCGGUAAUAUCCCCAGGCUGGGUUUCGCAUUUAUGUCUUUUAUGAUCGCCGGAAUGAACGACGCCGUGGUGGGGGCCCUGAUACCGUACUUGGAAGAAUAUUACGAUCUCAAUUAUACUCUCGUAUCUUUGAUGUUUCUGACUCCGUUUGUCGGCUACUCGACCGCUGCCUUCGCCAAUGCUACGAUUCACUCCAAGUUUGGUCAAAAAGGCAUCGCUUUUGCGGCGCCGAUCUGCCACAUUAUCACGUAUAUUGUGAUUUGUCUACACCCGCCAUUCCCUGUGGUAGUUGCCAUUAAUAUCAUCUCCGGAUUUGGCAACGGCUUGACUGAUGCUUGCUUCUCUGCUUGGGUUGGCGGGAUGCAAAACCCCAAUUCUGUGCAAGGAUUACUACAUUCAUGCUAUUCAAUCGGUGCUCUCUUUGCUCCCUUGAUUGCUACGAGCAUGAUCGUCAAGUCCAAUCUCCACUGGUAUACCUUUUAUUACGUGAUGAUUGCUGCCUCCGUUUUGGAAUGGGUGGGACUAGUCACGAGUUUCUGGCACAAAACUGGAAAGGUAUAUCGUGCUGAACACCCACGGGACUCCGACGCUUCUGGAAGCCGCACUAGAGAAGCUUUGAAGUCGAGAAUAACAUGGACUUGCAUGUUUUACCUCCUUCUUUACAUGGGAAUCGAAGUGGGCCUUGGUGGCUGGGUUGUCACGUUUAUGCUUCGUGUUCGCAAAGCUUCACCUUACGAUGCUGGUAUCUCUGGCACGGGCUUUUGGGCCGGAAUGGCAGCGGGUCGCGCAUCACUUGGAUUUGUCACAGAGCGAUAUGGCGAACGUUUGUGUGUUUCAAUAUAUCUUGCCAUCUGCAUCGCAUUGCAAAUGAUCUUCUGGUUGGUACCUCAAUUUAUAGUAAGCGCAGUCGCUGUUGCAUUCCUCGGCUUCUUUCUAGGACCGAUGUUUCCUGGCGGCGUCAUGAUGGCUGCGAAAUUAUUGCCCAAGCACAUUCAUGUGAGUGCUCUCGGUUUUGCAAUGGCCCUGGGUGGCACUGGAGGGACAGUUUUCCCUUUUGCCAUUGGUGCCAUCGCAGCAAAGAAGGGCGUGAGCGUUUUACAGCCGAUAAUAUUGGCAUUAAUUGCUGUGGUGGGAAUGAUCUGGUUGAGCUUUCCACGUAUACGGAAGCGAGAGUGA
Messenger RNA from Exophiala aquamarina CBS 119918, 1422 nucleotides. RefSeq lists its product as uncharacterized. The record is from RefSeq and is a predicted model, not a curated record. Gene Ontology annotation, biological process: transmembrane transport. The transcript has 3 exons. Bases 1 to 1422 code for a protein of 473 amino acids. Lineage: Eukaryota; Fungi; Ascomycota; Eurotiomycetes; Chaetothyriales; Herpotrichiellaceae. Gene Ontology annotation, cellular component: membrane. Gene Ontology annotation, molecular function: transmembrane transporter activity.